UGGAGGAGUAAAACGUUACCGGGCUGCAGUAUUUGGGGGAAAGGUCACAGUGGUCCGAGGCUUUUAUAUCCUCCACGCAGCGAGAUAUCAGCCUAAAACUUUGAUCCGGUCAUCGCUGGAUUGUUGAGUCUGCGCCAUGGCACUUCUCAGAGGUGUAUUUAUUGUAGCUGCCAAGCGUACUCCAUUUGGUACCUAUGGUGGAGUACUGAAGGAUCACAGUGCAACAGACUUGGCUGAACAUGCAGCCAAAGCUGCCCUCGCUGCAGGGGGUGUGGUCCCAGAGCUUGUAAACAGCAUCAUCAUGGGAAAUGUCAUGCAGAGCUCAGCUGAUGCACCCUACAUUGCUCGUCAUGUGGGUCUGAGGUGUGGCGUACCCAUCCCAGUGCCCGCUCUCACCGUGAACAGACUGUGUGGAUCUGGUUUCCAGUCCAUCAUUAAUGGCGCUCAGGAGAUUUGUCUCAGGGAUUCAGAGGUGGUCCUGUGUGGAGGUUCAGAGAGUAUGAGCCAGGCUCCCUAUGCUGUCCGUAACAUACGAUUUGGUACGAAGUUUGGCGUCGAUCUGAAGCUAGAGGAUACCUUGUGGGCGGGGCUGACUGACCUGCAUAUUAAAACCCCGAUGGGCAUCACAGCAGAAAACCUGGCAGAGAAAUACCAGAUCACCCGAGAGGACUGUGACAACUACGCACAUCAGACUCAACAAAGGUGGAAGGCAGCUCAUGAGGGUGGUUAUUUCACAGCAGAAAUUGCUCCCAUUGAGGUGAAAGCUAAGAAAGGCAAAGUGCCCAUGACUCAUGAUGAGCACCCUCGGCCUCAGACCACUCUGGAACAGAUGGCCAAACUACCUCCUGUCUUUAAGAAGGGAGGAACCGUUACUGCUGCUAACGCUUCAGGUGUAUCUGAUGGUGCUGCUGCUUUGGUGAUUUCAAGUGAGGAUGCUCUGAAGGAACACAAGCUCACUCCUCUGGCCAGAAUUGUGGCCUAUCACGUGUCAGGCUGUGACCCAAGCAUUAUGGGAAUAGGUCCUGUUCCAGCAAUCACGGGAGCACUUAAGAAAGCUGGUCUGACUCUCAAAGACAUGGAUCUUGUGGAGGUCAAUGAGGCUUUUGCUUCUCAGUAUCUGGCUGUUUCCAAGGCUCUAGGACUCAACCCAGAGAAAAGCAAUGUUAACGGUGGAGCUAUUGCCAUCGGACAUCCUCUCGGUGCUUCUGGAGCUCGCAUCACUGCUCACCUGGUGCAUGAGCUCAGGCGGCGAGGAGGCAAGUAUGCCAUCGGGUCUGCCUGUAUUGGCGGUGGUCAGGGUAUCGCCAUCAUCAUUGAAAAAUGCUGAGAGAAGAACCUGCCAGCUGCUAAGUUUCCUGCAGAAGAAUGACCUACACUCAACCACACAGUCCGCUAAUUCUAAAUAAAAUGCAGAUGAUACAUUGUAAAAGGGAUAUUUUUCCACAUUUUCACAUCAGAACAUGUGCACUAAAUGUUUCAUUCUUGAGUUGGCUUGGAAGUCCAGUAAAGACUGAAUGCUAAUUGCUCACUGACAUGCCUGUUCCUGUUUCACAUAAGUGCAAAAGACUUUUCAAGCACAUGCCUAAAAUUCAGCGCUAAUGAUGGUACAGUGUGUAGCAUAUAAUAACAGUGAAGUUUGUGGUAGGACAGAGUGAGACUUGAUGGAACUGGAAUUUGCCUUAAUAGCAGAGAGAUUGAGAACAUGUUAAGUUUUAAUGCUAGAAAAUUACCUGUGAUGGCUCCAGCAAAAACUGAUUUUGUACUUCUGUGUCAGAGAAUCUCAAAUUAAAAAAAAGAAAUAAAAAAUCUGUUUUCAUGAUCAGUCUUUUAUUGCAGCUGCAACUUUUUUU
This is a messenger RNA of Haplochromis burtoni (Burton's mouthbrooder), 1850 nucleotides long. It is a transcript of the gene acaa2, whose product is annotated as acetyl-CoA acyltransferase 2. NCBI's taxonomy places the organism in Eukaryota, Metazoa, Chordata, Actinopteri, Cichliformes, Cichlidae. The record is from RefSeq and is a predicted model, not a curated record. Gene Ontology annotation, molecular function: acetyl-CoA C-acetyltransferase activity. The transcript has 10 exons. The coding region runs from base 137 to 1327 and encodes 396 amino acids. Gene Ontology annotation, biological process: fatty acid beta-oxidation.